AUGAAGACCUCUAUAUCCUCCGAUGUCUGGGAGAAGAAGAAAGCGGUCAUCGCCAAGUUGUAUAUGGAGGAGGAAUGGCCCCUCAAACAAGUCAUCAAAAAGAUUCGCUCCGACGACUUCAAUCCAAGUGAAACCCAACUGCGCAGUCGCCUGAAGAAAUGGCGAGUCACUAAACCAUCCCGUCAGACUCGGAAGAAGCCCCAAGGCUCCGAGGACCCUGAAUCUGAAAAGGACAACAGGGGCCUCUCGGCAUCACCUCGGGACAGCAGAGCCUCCCCAGUGACUCGGAAGCCCUCAUCUUCUUCGGCUACCACUCGAUCGGAUUGGAUGGGGCAGUCUCUCUACGCGCCUGCAGAGAUCUCACAGCCCGGCAAGUGGAAUACUCACGUCGCCCAGCAAUUGACUUCCAGCCCAUCGGGUGAUCAUUUUGUCUGCGAGCAGCAACCGGCAAACUACUCCUUCUCUGACUCCGGGUCUACAACCACGUCCUUUGAGCACCCCGCUCAAACAUCCCCGGUGGCCGAGAGUCUCAUGCUCAACACUACAUCCGCAGUGACGCCCACCUAUGCGGGAUACCCGCUCUCGCCCGAAUCAUGCAUCCCCAGUCCCGGCUCAACGACAACCCCCGCUAUGGCACAUUGGCCUCCACGUUCGGUCUCUGCCGAUAUGAGCAUCAACCCGGCUUUGCAUUCGACUCAAUGGUACGGCAUGUCUUUGGUACAGAUCAAUCCACCCUCGGGCGUCCCACACUCCGCACCGCUGGCGCCUCCUCCUCAUCCCGCUGGAUACGCCGUUCCCCCUGGACCUGGUGUUUUCUCGCCAGAGUUUGCCCCCUAUGAGAUGCCCGAGUACCAUGGCUAUGAUCCUAAGCAGUGGAAGAGAACCAUGUCACUGCAAUAUGAGUAUGCUGGACACCAUGGCCGACCGGAGCACGAGAGGAAACACAUCAACCACCAUGGUAACCCCCCUCACGGAAUGGUUCCCUUCCAUGCGUCCCAGGCUAGUCCCCACGCAGUGAUGUGUGCGCCCAUUGUCCCGUACAUGGGUUAA
Molecule: messenger RNA, 1050 nt
Organism: Penicillium brasilianum
Lineage: Eukaryota; Fungi; Ascomycota; Eurotiomycetes; Eurotiales; Aspergillaceae
Source: the annotation of a GenBank genome assembly